AUGAGGUUCAUUUCACUCCUUUGCGCAGCACCUUUGGUGUCUGCAAGCAUCAUUCCCGUUCCCGUUCACCAUGCGCUAGACUCUCGAGAUGCGGCGGACAAUGAAACUGCACAGGCAGCCCCAAAAGCCAACAAGCGCUUCAGCCUAGGCGAGGUGCCAAAUGUCGACUACAGGGGCGGCGAUGCCCCUCUCGAGCUCAUCAAGGCCCAUACUAAAUACCAGAGCGAGCUACCUCCGUGGUUGCGGAGCGUGGUUGAGUCCAACCCCGACUUGUCCAGCAAAUUCAAGAGCUACCUGCAGAUGGGAGGAGAUGCUGGCAUGACUGGCACUGUGUCGGCAAGCCCUCCUGCUUUCUACGAUAUCCAAUACGUCGUCCCAGCAGACAUUGGCAUGCCCCCUCAACAGACGUUCCUCAACCUCGACACAGGGUCUUCCGAUUUUUCCGACACAUAUCAGCCGCAAGUUCGCAAUCAGAUUCUGUAUCGACCGCAGGAUUCCUCAACCAGCAAGCUUCUGAACGGCGAAUCAUGGUCCAUCCGCUACGGCGACGGUGCGGGAGCGUCGGGCAUCGUAUACCAGGACCGCGUCGCACUCGGCGACGUCCACUUUGACCAGCAGGCUGUCCAGUCAGCCGUGCAGGUCUCCGCUGCCCUCACUGGGGACUCCUUCUCCUCUGGGAUCAUGGGCAUGUCAUUCACCUCGGGCGCCAACACCGUGCGCCCGACCAAGCAAAGGACAUUUGCCGAGAACAUACGCGACGAGCUCGAGUCGCCCGUGUUCACGGUCAACCUGCAAAAGGGCCGGCCCGGCAACUACAACUUUGGCUACAUUGACGAGUCGGAGCACACGGGGGAGAUUGCGUACACCAAGAUUGCGGACAACACGGCCUUCUGGAAGGUCCCCAUUGCCGGCUACCAGGUGGGCGACCGCACGUAUCGUGAAUACGCGUGGGAGGGAAUCGUGGACACGGGCACCACCCUGCUCCUCGUCCCGGAUGAGAUAGUCAACGACUACUACUCGGCCGUCUCCGGUGCCCGGUACGACACCAGCAUUGGCAUGGUGGUCUUCCCCUGCGACGCGUCCGUCCCGGAUUUCAAGUUCGGGUUCGGUGACUAUAGGGGCGUCAUUCCCGGCAACUACGUCCGCUAUGGCCAAUAUUCUGGCGGCGACUGCUUUGGAGGUAUUCAGUCAAGCGAGGGCAUCGGCAUGGCGAUUAUUGGGGAUAUCCUCAUCAAGGCGCAGCUGGUGGUGUUUGACAUGGGCAACAGCACCGUGGGCUUUGCUAACAAGCAGCUUUCCUCUGACUGA
Molecule: messenger RNA, 1308 nt
Organism: Emericellopsis cladophorae
Lineage: Eukaryota; Fungi; Ascomycota; Sordariomycetes; Hypocreales; Bionectriaceae
Exons: 3
Coding region: 1-1308 (435 amino acids)
Biological process (GO): proteolysis
Molecular function (GO): aspartic-type endopeptidase activity
Source: RefSeq, a predicted model, not a curated record